Messenger RNA from Galeopterus variegatus (Sunda flying lemur), 1384 nucleotides. RefSeq names its product coiled-coil domain containing 115 (gene VMA22). Gene Ontology annotation, cellular component: extrinsic component of endoplasmic reticulum membrane. The transcript has 5 exons. Lineage: Eukaryota; Metazoa; Chordata; Mammalia; Dermoptera; Cynocephalidae. Bases 25 to 567 code for a protein of 180 amino acids. The record is from RefSeq and is a predicted model, not a curated record. Gene Ontology annotation, biological process: vacuolar proton-transporting V-type ATPase complex assembly.
CUGUGACCCGAGUGUGACCAGACCAUGGCGGCCGCGGAACUGCGGGCGGACCUGGACUCGCUGCUUCUGCAGCUGCUCGGGGACCUGGAGGAGCUGGAGGCGAAGCGGGCGGCGCUGAACGCCCGGGUGGAGGAGGGCUGGCUCUCGCUCGCCAAGGCUCGCUACGCCAUGGGUGCCAAGUCGGUAGGGCCCCUGCAGUAUGCCGCCCACAUGGAGCCCCAGGUCUGCGUCCGCGCCAGCGAGGCCCAGGACGGACUCGAGAAGUUCAGGGUGGUGAGAGCUGGCGCCCAGACCCCGGAGGAGGUGGGGCCUCGCGAGGCAGCUCUGCGCAGGCGCAAAGGCCCCACCAGGCCCCUAGAGCCAGAGCCCUCUGCGACUCCCCAGGACCCUCUUAACUGGUUCGGAAUCCUGGUUCCUCACAGUCUGCGGCAGGCCCAAGCCAGCUUCCGGAAUGGCCUACAGCUGGCUGCAGACAUAGCCAACCUCCAGAUCCGCAUCAACUGGGGUCGAAGCCAGUUCCGGGUACUCCAAGAGAAACUCAAGCAGCUUGAGCCUGGGGCUGCCUGACCUGCGUCCACAGAGACAGGACAGUGAGCACAGCUGUUCUCAGAUGUGGCUGCCUUAUGUCAGCCCUUCUUCCUUCACAAAUAGACCCUGCCCCUACCCCCAUCCCUGGACUGCUUGUUUCCGACUUUGUUAGGUGUGAAGUUUGAAGAGGCACAAUGAGUAAUGUUGAAAGCCAUUCCUUUGAAACGACUUCUAGGUUUGUGUUCUUACAGGACACACCAACUGAUGCAAAGCUUUUCACUUUAGUGAACAAUCGGAACAACUUCAUCGAUCAUUCAGCUAUGGUUUCAUUACCGAAUGAUGAAAGACUGCACAAACAGUGGUGGGGAAGGACAAGAAGUAGUGCUGCAGGUUCACUAGAUCCUCAAAACUGACUUUGAUGGAGGAAAAAACCAUACACAGCUGACAGAUCAGGACAUUGAUUUGAAUCAAUAACAACACAAACACCUGAGUAGAUGGGCAGCGGUUGGCAGGGUCUAAACCAGUAAAUAAAAAAGAUCUGACAGAUUUGCAAGGGAACUCUAGAAAGAGAACUUCCAGGUUUUAAAAAACCCUGCCUUUAUCCUUCUAGGAGUGGAGUCUUCAUUUAUUGAAGGGCCAGUUGUGUUUUUUGUUCUGGGAAAUCUGUGUUCUUGUUUCAUUUUUCCACUGGGUUAUCAAUCUUUUUAGCAAUUUCUAGGUGCUCUUUAUGUUUUGGGGGGAAUUAGUUGUUUGUUCAUAAUAUAAGAUGUAAAUAUUUUUCCCAGUUAAGUCUUUUCACUUUGCAUAGUGUUUUUAACUUUUCAUUGUAAAAUAAAACACAUCAAAUUGCACCAAA